UCUAAACAUUGGGGAGGUUUCUGCAGAGAAGUGACUUGUACAUCCAGAAGGACUGGGAUAAUUUUGUUUCUCUGAAUGUUAGCUCCUUCAAGUCAACAGGCCAAAUGUUAAUUUCUGUAGAAAUUUUCUUCUGCACCCCUGGAAUAUCUUUCAUCUGAAUUUGACCCAAAUUCCUUCUUUUCUCCAGAUCCCCUUUUCCCACGCGGAUCCUCUGAGCGAACCCAGCCUGGGGCCUUCACCAACGGAGGAGGAAGGGAUCCACUAGAUUUCCCCUGAGAGUCCAGGGGGCGUCGGGGAUGGCCCAGUCCAGGUCCAGCGGCUCCCACUAUGCCCUGACGGCCAUUGGGCUGGGAAUGCUGGUCCUCGGAGUCGUCAUGGCUGUCUGGAACCUGGUCCCAGGCUUCGGCCUCAGCACCAAGCCUCCCCUGGCCAGCAGCCCCCACCACAACGAGACGGAGAUCCACAAAGGAGUCUUGCACCGGAACAAGACCUUCUCGGUGGCCUACGUGUUGGUUGGGGCUGGGGUCCUGCUGCUGCUCUUCUCGAUCUGCCUGACCGUCCGGGACAGGAGGAAGAGGGGGCACUGCGAGGAGGACGUCAUCCAGAUACGCCCACAGCCCUCGGUCGAGCGGCCUCCCCCGGAGGACAGCCAAGAAGAGGACGAACAGAGCCUCUCUCGCUACUACGUGCCCAGCUACGAGGAGGUGGUCAACGGGGUCUACCCGGGCAGCAGGGUGCCUGCUGAGCCCGGUGCCCGCAUCAGCGUCUCUCUUCCCUCUUAUGAGUCUCUGACGGGCCUGGAGGACAACCUCCCCACCAGACCCGCCACGGCGGCAGGGGCGGCCCCCGGACCUGGCGGGGAGCGCCCCCUCACCAGACAGAGCUCCCGGCUGAGCAAACGGCUGAAGCCCUUGAAAGUGCGCAGGAUCAAGUCCGAGAAGCUGCACCUGAAGAACCUCCACCUAGGGGGAACCCCUCCCGACCGGGUCACGAUUGAGCCGCUCACGCCCCCUCCGCAGUACGAUGAGAUCUCCCCCAAGCUUCCUGAUCCCCGGGCGGAGCCGUGAAGCCAUUCGGGGGACACUUUGCG
Messenger RNA from Candoia aspera, 1090 nucleotides. RefSeq names its product transmembrane protein 51 (gene TMEM51). NCBI's taxonomy places the organism in Eukaryota, Metazoa, Chordata, Lepidosauria, Squamata, Candoiidae. The transcript is spliced from 2 exons. The record is from RefSeq and is a predicted model, not a curated record. Bases 297 to 1067 code for a protein of 256 amino acids.